Messenger RNA from Helianthus annuus (common sunflower), 492 nucleotides. RefSeq names its product phosphatidylglycerophosphate phosphatase PTPMT1. Lineage: Eukaryota; Viridiplantae; Streptophyta; Magnoliopsida; Asterales; Asteraceae. Bases 1 to 492 code for a protein of 163 amino acids. The record is from RefSeq and is a predicted model, not a curated record. The transcript has 6 exons. Gene Ontology annotation, molecular function: phosphatidylinositol-4,5-bisphosphate 5-phosphatase activity.
AUGACUGCAUGUAGAUCGAUGGAUGAUUGUGCUCAGUUGUUGUGGACUCAAAGGGUCAUGUUUACAAGUAAUUAUCUUGCACGGCUGGUAGGGCUUUUCAAGAUAUUGAAGGUUGGUACUUUCUUAUUGCCAUCUAAGCUGAUCAGUUUUUUUCUGUUGGGUGUUGUACCAUUCUCGAAAGACGUUUAUCGGUUGAAGCAACUUAACGUUGGUGGUGUCGUCACUCUUAAAGAGCCGUAUGAAACUCUGGUUCCCACUUCCUUUUAUCAAGCUCAUGACAUAGACCAUCCUGUUAUUCCUACGCGAGACAUAGCCCAUCCUAGAAUGCAACCCGUUGUAGAACCGCAUACAUGCACUGCAAAGGUAGGAAAGAAAGGAGUUGAAUACAGAUACAUGACCUCUAUUGCUGCAUUGGAGUAUGUGAGGUCUAGGCGACCUAGAGUCCUCUUGGCACCGUCUCAAUGGAAGGUUAAGCCCCCAUAUGUUCCUUAA